Daphnia carinata is the source of this 570-nucleotide messenger RNA. RefSeq lists its product as uncharacterized. The record is from RefSeq and is a predicted model, not a curated record. NCBI's taxonomy places the organism in Eukaryota, Metazoa, Arthropoda, Branchiopoda, Diplostraca, Daphniidae. The transcript has a single exon. The coding region runs from base 1 to 570 and encodes 189 amino acids.
AUGUUCCACCAAGUGAAAGUCCCGGAAGAAGACCAGACCGCCUUCAGAUUUUUCUACCGGACGCCUGGCAGUAUUUCAGCUCCGUUAACGUACCAGAUGACGGUGCACGUAUUUGGAGCAAUAUCCUCCCCGACGAGCUGCAUCUUCGCCCUCAACAGGACGGCCGAUGACUACCGCAGCCAGUUUCCAGAUGUAGCUGAUAGCGUUCGACGGAAUUUCUACGUCGAUAAUUAUCUCGACUCCUUCAACUCCGAAGACGAGGUUAUCAAAGGGUCCCGACAAAUGAAAUCCCUUCUUCAGCUAGGGGGAUUCAACUUGACCAAAUGGACGUCGUCAUCCAGAACGGUGAUAGCAGCUCUACGAGAAUUCGGCCUCGCGUCACCAACACUGGAUUUGGACUUGGAGAAACUCCCCGUCGAAAGAACCCUUGGAGUAAUGUGGGACAGCGAGCGAGAUAUGCUGACUUUCAAGAUUCGGAAGCCGCCGAAAAACGUGACCCUCACGAAGCGAGUCUUCCUAAGCAUCAUCUCUAGCGUCUAUGACCCGUUGGGGCUUGUUGCAUCUUCUUGA